AUGAUUUUGCCCCCUGCUCUGACCUCUUGUCCACAGAAGCGCUCGGUGGUCGAAAUUGACAGUUUGGCCUCUCUUCGCUGUGGGGGCGGGGCAAAGACCAACUGCUCGGAGACCAAAUGGACCUUCAACAGCCAAACAGAUGUGUUCUACUCAGGGAGCAGAGAUCUACCCGGGACUUACAAGCAACCUCUGGUCCUGGUGCAGUCUGGGACUGUGAGUCCAGGUCCUAAAGCCGGCAGACUGAACCUGACUGAGUCCUGUGAUCUGCUAAUCCAGAGAGUGAGAUCUGAUGAUGCUGGAGUCUACACCUGCUCUCGGAUCAACCAUUCCUCACUCUCCAACCGCUCUGUGGUCUUCCUGUCUGUGGUCUAUUGGAACUUUGCAGGGAGUGGGUCACGGUAUGGAAACGAGGAGUCCACACAAUCAUGUUCCGUGACGCCAUUCAGCAUCCGCUGUGGCUUCUCUGUGAAGUGGCUGGUCCAGGGCAGUGGUGACUUCAACUUGUGGACAGACUCGUGUGGGACUGGGAUCCAAUUCUUCGGUGCCUCUCCAGGCGUGUUGCAGUGUGAAGUAACAGACCUCAACAGCAAACAGGUCUAUUACUUCAGAUGGGGUUCAGGGUGA
Messenger RNA from Knipowitschia caucasica, 624 nucleotides. The record is from the annotation of a GenBank genome assembly. NCBI's taxonomy places the organism in Eukaryota, Metazoa, Chordata, Actinopteri, Gobiiformes, Gobiidae.